Molecule: messenger RNA, 5323 nt
Organism: Ictalurus furcatus (blue catfish)
Lineage: Eukaryota; Metazoa; Chordata; Actinopteri; Siluriformes; Ictaluridae
Exons: 9
Coding region: 2646-3428 (260 amino acids)
Source: RefSeq, a predicted model, not a curated record
AGUAGAACAGAAUCUAGUCAGGGUAGGCUUGAGUAAACAAAUACGUUUUAAGCCUAGACUUAAACACUGAGACUGUGUCUGAGUCCCGAACACUAAUAGGAAGACUGUUCCAUAACUGUGGGGCUCUAUAAGAGAAAGCUCUUCCCCCUGCUGUAGCCUUCACUAUUCGAGGUACCGUCAAAUAGCCUGCAUCUUUUGAUCUAAGUAGGCGUGGCGGAUCAUAGAAAACCAAAAGGUCGCUUAGAUAUUGUGGCGCGAGACCAUUUAGUGCUUUAUAGGUUAAUAAAAGUAUUUUAUAGUUAAUGCAAGAUUUUACUGGGAGCCAAUGCAGUGUGGAUAAGAUCGGGGUGAUGUGGUCGUAUCUUCUGGUUCUAGUUAGGACUCUAGCAGCUGCAUUCUGGACUAACUGGAGCUUAUUUAUAUUCCCACUGGAACAUCCAGACAGUAAGGCAUUACAGUAAUCUAGUCUAGCGGUGACGAAUGCAUGAUUAGGCAUUUUGUCUCCUCCCUAUUCACUGGUUUUCCCUCCUUACCUACAAAGUCUGCAUGGGAAGAGGUGUUCAAGCUGAAUCCUCAUAAGGGCGGCAUUAUCUCACGGAUAUAUGCAACGAUCUGGUCACAGGACGAUUCUUACAAUAUCAAAGCCAUUAGUGCUUGGGAAGAGGAAUUGGGCCUGGAGCUUGAGGAUGAUUACUGGGGCAGAGCGUUAGAUAAUAUACGUACCGCCACGUCUUGUGCUAGACUUAGUUUCAUACAAUUUAAAGUGGUCCACAGAGCUCACCUCUCUAGAAGUAAACUGUCUAAAAUAUAUCCCAAUGUUUCUGACGUGUGAAAAAUGCAAACUUUCGCCCUGUAACCUGAGUCACUCUGUCCCAAACUGCAGAAUUUUUGGACCUCUUUCUUCGAAACUAUGUCCGACGUUCUUAAAAUCAAAUCGGACGUCUGUCCUUUAAUUUCCAGCUUUUGUGUUUCAUCUCAGCAUCAGCCUCUGAACCAUAAACAAGCUAGUGUUGUGGCCUUUGCAUUGUUACUUGGUCGGCGCAGAAUAUUGUUGUCUUGGACCUCUCCACAACCCCCCUCUAUAUCAGUCUGGAUUAAAGAUUUAAUCUUCUUUUUAAAACUUGAAAAAAUGAAGUACAACAUCAGAGGCAGGGGUGACUUAUUUUUGGGAAAAUGGCAACAGUUUAUUACCUACUUCAAUGAUGUACGCACCCUGGAGGUGGAUUGAGGAGAGGUAGACGGUAAAUACUAAUAACCUUACUUUUUUGUUUUUGUUUUUUUUUGUUGUUGUUUUUGUUAGUUUUUUUUCUGGUUGUUUGUUUGUUAUUGUUUUUUGUUUCCCCCUUUCUUUUGGUUUUGGCUGUGAUUGUUUUGUUGGGGUUGUUGGUGGGGUGUUAUAAUCUGUAAAAUGCAAAUUUCCAAUAAAAAUUCUAUGAUAAAAAAAAAUAAUUAAAUACACAAUCAUGUCUUCAUUUGAUCGAAGUUGGUUCUGUUGCGUUCUCACUCUUAACCCUUAUUUUGACUGGACUUUCUCUUCACUCUAUUCUUCAACAUUCCCCCACUUUUCAGUCUUUCCCUUUCCUUUCCUUUCUCUCAGUUGUUGAUGUCUUUCCUGAGACUCUUGUGUAUCCAUCAUUUCUACCAGACUUCCCCAGUCUGCUCCCCACACUAUCAGACUAUAUUUAUUAUCCUCACUGCCAUUUAAAAUACCAGACACUUUCCUAUUUCAUCACACUUUAAAGAAACCGGUUCUGCAAAUUUCUUCCUGUGUCCCCGCCCCCUGUCACGAGCUCUAAGGUGUGGUCCAAUACCUAAACAAUGCAUUCAGAAUGUGAGCAGAGUUUCUCAGGUAGAACUGUCCUGUCUCCAGACUGAAACAGAUUCCCCUCAUACUCGGAGUCUGGGAUUCAUUUAGCUUUUAUUUAGCUGAUGUUCAGUUUGUGUUCUGAAUCGUGUCCUAAUGCUUUUAUUCUGCACUUCCGGCUUUGUUUCUGUUCAUCAGAGCAAGGGGUUAUAGUUUAUCGUCCAGUCAUGCAGUCCUGCAGCGUUCACCACUGUGUCCUGCUCUUACUCACCCUCACAUUCACCACUGCUCCGGUAUUAGCUGCUGUCUGUUCUAAAACAGUGAAGCUUCAUCAGCCUGUGACUCUCUCAUGUGAAUAUAAAUGUUCUGGUUCAGUCAAAUGGUCUUUAUUUAAUAAUCGAGAUGUUGUCUUCACUCGGUGUGACGAGACGUCGUGCAGCUCACUGGUGAAGGGAUAUAAUAUGUCUCAUGAUCAGUACCAGGAUGGAGAUCUCUCUCUCAUCAUCACUGCAGCUGAUUACAGAAUGAGGAACACGUACUCGUGUGAGUGUGGCGUCUCAGAAAUCUCUACUGUGCGCCUCAGCAUUGAGACCGUGUUCUCAGCAGUUCAGAAGAACCCUGGUGAAGAUCUGAUCCUGGAUCUGUCCGUACCAGAGCCAGUGGAGGUGAUUUAUACAAGCAGUGAUUCAGCUGAUGGUGAACAGAUCUGCACUGUGACUCAACGCUCACUACAGUGUAAAGCUGAAUACACAACAGAACAUCACUCAGAUACCCAGAGCUCACACUGAGAGACGUGACGCACAGUGAUCGUGGACGUUACACCAUCCGGGACACGGAGAAUAUGGAAGACAUCCGUGUGUACUCUGUCUCUGUGACAGAUGAGAAGUUUCCUCGGUGGAUAAUUGGACUCAUAGUGCCGGUGGUGGUGAUUCUGCUGGUGAUCCUUCUCUUUCUAUGUAUAAAAUACCAGAAGAAUGCAGUCCAUCAGGAGUUCAUCAAGGUGAGCAAGCAGCUGGAGCAUGUGAACAAGCUUAUACAGCAGGCCCGACCUGGGAAAGAGCAGGGCAAUAAAAGGCGUGUCGGUGCCACAGAGGCUUUGCAGAAGGCAGAGGAGGCGAUGAAGGAACUGGAACAACGGUACAGAGAGAACCCUAAAUAUUCAGAACAGAUCAAAUUGUUCUGCAAGGCGAAGAGAGCAGAGCUGAUGGAGUGCAGUGGUGAAGAAGGUGAAGGACUUCUGAUGACUGAGAGAGGAGGGGUGGUGUGUAUUGAGCAGAUGAUGAGGAAGAUGGAGGAGGUGAAGAGCAGCUUACAGCAGCUCAGUGGUGAUGGAGCAGGACACCUGCAGGCUCUAGAGAUGACCCGUGUGAUUGCCCCAGGUGAACCCAUAGACGUGUUCUUACCCCUCACUGACCUGGUGGAGGUGAGUUUUACUGCCAGUGAUGCUGUACAACCAUCAAACCUGCAGACCUGCACCGUGGACAAGGAGAAGAUCCAGUGCAGUCCAGAUUAUAAAGAGAGAGCGUCUCUCCUCAACACUCUUCAGAUUAACGAUGGAGACGUCUCUGACAGUGGGAACUACAUAGUACUUCCAGUACUACUUACAGGAUAUCUGGAACAAUGAGAUGGUCCGUGUGAGAGAGGAGACGCUGUGUUUGGACAGUAAGAAGGAGAGAUCUAUGCCAGCAUGGGGGACUGCACUGAUGGUGGUGCUGAUGAUCCUGCUCAUCGUAGCAGGGUUAUUGAUGGGUUAUCUGUGGAAAGAAAUGCAGUAGCUCCAUGGAGAAUCUGCAAACACCAGCAGCGCCGAAUGACUGAAAACACCAACGAACACCAGCAGCUCACAAUGAAUGGAGUUGUCAGCCAUUCUCCAGGAGAUGUGCAGAUCUCCGUACACCCUGCUUUCACUAACCAGCAACACUGAAAGUGUCUGAAUAUGUCCCCCUGUCCUCCUCCCUGGGAUUUCUGCUCCAGGGUUAGUGUGAUAUCUCCAGAGAGAGUGGUUGAAUGUUUGUAGGAUUUAUAUGAAAUGAUCUUCGUAACCAGCAGAUGAACUGAUUCGGUUCAGAUUAGAGAGAUCAGAAAACAGCUGCACAGAUCAUUCCACAGUCACAUGUCCAUGUGCUCCUCUGAGGUUCCUCUGUGGUUCCUGGGGAGAGAACACUGCUCUUUUGGUGGAGUUUUGAGAGAGGACCUGUACUAGCGUACUCUGAUGGGUUUUGUGGAGCUCCUACACUAAAUGUUGUGAUGCAGAUGUGCUUCUAGAAUAUCAUGUGUAAUAAAUAUCAGGGGAUAUGGUGUCAGUGGAACAUCAUGUACAGCUGAUUAAACUGGUCCAUACCACUGCAGACUAGUAGAUCGAGUAGAUAUAGGAGUGAUGGAGAGAAGAUGGCCUGAGCCAGUGUUAGUGGGAUAGACUCCGGAUCCACCACAACCCUGACCAGGAAGUUCUCUCUAGUCCUGAUUCAUAUGGAUUCAUAUGAUUCAGUCUUUUUCUUCUGUAAUUCCACCAUAAAACUCUCCUGUUUGCUUUGUGUCCUGAUCUAUAAACACCAUUUUAAUCUGAUUCACUAAAAUCACCUAGAAAUAAAUCUAGAUUCCAAAUAACAACACUAUUAGAUUCUCAGCUAUUUAAUAAAACUCAUUUAUAUCCAGAGUUAUUAAAUCAGUAGAAUAUUCCACUUAAACACACUUUGCUGUGCUGAUUAAAGAUGUCAGGAUUAGUUUUAGGAGUGAAGAUCCGUGACGUCAUGACACAAGGAACGCCCAUUUUACGGUGUAAAGGGGAGUGCCGCGGACAUGGACAUGUUGGAGUCUCGCGCUAACAGGCUGCUGCUGUUGUUCCUCCUCGACAUCGACGUUUAAAUCUGGUUUUUAAUUCAUCUUUAGUGAUUUUAACUCUGCGAUUGGAAAGUUGAUGUGUUUUAUUCCUCAUAUCAAAAGUAUUUUAUUAUCGACAUCACAGUUAUUGUAGAGUUUUAGAGAUUAGAGCCGGUGUUUGUGUUCAGCAUCUCUAAGUUUGGAGCUAGCGGAGCUGGUUUGUGUUUGUGUUCUGCAUCUCUUCACUGCUGGAGAUCUGUUGGAGUUUUUAUAUCCGGUGAGUAGUGAAUCUACUUCCUCCAGAUGUUACACAGGUGAUAUUAACACUGCAGUAGAUUAUUUACACGGACGGAUCAUGGGAUGAAAUGUUGGAGUGAUUAUUUACUCACCACAUCGGCCGUCACUCCAGAGUUUCCAUCAACUCCGUCAUCAAAAGCGAGAGAGAAGUGCAGUUAAUUAUUUGUCAUGCUGUACGUGCUAAUAGACAACUGCUUGAAGCCGUGGGCUGCGUCUCAAACCGCGUACUUCUCGUCUAUAUAGCAGCCAAGAUACAUGUAUUUUUCCCCACUACAGGCCUAUAGUAGGAAAGUGUGCGGUUUGGGACACAGCCGAACUCUCUUGUUCGCCGCAAAACGUAAAACUGCCGUGUGUGAUCGUGUCCUGUCGCACAAUGCGGUGAAAACUCCCACACGACGUUCA